CCGCCGCCACGCCCCCAGCCCCGGCGCCGCUGGGAGCCGCAGCUCCCUGAGCCCGCCUUCUCCCCGGGCCGGCGCAGCUCGCGCGUCAUGCUCUGCGCCACUAGCCGCCUCCUAGCGGCCCGGGCGGCGAGCGCCCUCCCCGCCCACCCCAGAGGCCGGGGCCCGGCGCCGCGCAGCCGGCGCAGGGAACUACAUUUCCCAGGGCACCCCGAGCUGCCCCCUGGUGACUUCUUGGCGGGGCGCUUCGCGAGACACAGCGUGCCUGCGGGCCGGAGGGCCAUCCUGAGGAGGGGAAGGAUGCCGCCGGCCGCGGGCGGAGGCUUGGCGGGAUCCGAACUGCGCCCCCGGAAGGGCCGAUGCGGGUCCCAGGCGGCUCGGGCCGCGGGCCGGGACGUGACCACCGAGGCGGCUACAGCGCGGAGCCCCAAACGGUCUGCUCCUCCGAGCUCGCGGCGCUUCGAGGCGGCCGGCCGGUGGGCCCUGCUGGCCCUGGUGACGCUGACGUCCUUCGCCACCCGGUUCCACCGUCUGGACCAGCCGCCACACAUCUGUUGGGAUGAGACUCACUUUGGAAAAAUGGGAAGUUACUAUAUCAACCGCACCUUCUUCUUUGAUGUGCACCCACCUCUGGGAAAGAUGCUGAUUGGUCUGGCUGGCUACCUGAGUGGGUACGAUGGCACCUUUUUGUUCCAGAAGCCUGGGGACAACUAUGAGCAUCACAGCUACAUGGGAAUGAGAGGAUUCUGUGCAUUCCUUGGCUCCAUGCUCGUCCCUUUGGCCUACCUCACUGUGCUGGAGCUGUCCCGGUCUCUCCCAGCAGCGCUGCUCACAGCCGCCUUCCUCACCUUUGACACAGGAUGCCUUACUCUGUCCCAGUACAUCCUCCUUGACCCCAUCUUGAUGUUCUUCAUCAUGGCUGCCAUGCUGAGCAUGGUCAAGUACAACUCCUGUGCCAACAGGCCCUUCUCUGCCCCCUGGUGGUUCUGGCUCAGCCUGACCGGCAUUAAUCUGGCUGGCGCUCUGGGGGUCAAGUUUGUUGGCCUCUUCAUCAUCCUGCAAGUGGGGUGGAACACCCUUUCAGACCUUUGGCACCUGUUUGGAGACCUCAGUCUUUCAAUGGUGACCUUGGGAAAACAUCUGACCGCUCGCAUCCUGUGCCUCAUAGUGCUGCCACUGGCUCUCUACAUCGCCACCUACGCUGUCCACUUCAUGGUGUUGAAUAAAAGCGGUCCCGGUGAUGGCUUUUUCAGUUCUGCCUUCCAGGCCCGGCUUUCAGGAAACAACCUUCACAACGCAUCCAUUCCAGAACACCUGGCCUACGGCUCCGUGAUCACCGUGAAGAACCUGCGGAUGGCCAUCGGCUACCUCCACUCACACAGGCACUUCUACCCCGAGGGCGUCGGCGCCCGCCAGCAGCAGGUCACCACCUAUUUGCACAAGGACUACAACAACCUAUGGAUUAUCAAGAAGCAUAAUUCGAACUCAGCAGAUCCCCUAGACCCUUCACUCCCAGUGGAGUUUGUGAGACAUGGAGACAUCAUUCGACUAGAACACAAAGAGACUUCUCGGAACUUGCAUAGUCACUAUCACGAGGCCCCCCUGACCCGGAAGCACUAUCAGGUCACUGGCUAUGGCAUAAAUGGGUCAGGGGACUCGAAUGACUUCUGGCGGAUUGAGGUUAUAAACAGAAAAUUUGGAAACCGAAUCAAAGUGCUGAGAAGUCGAAUUCGCCUCAUCCAUCUGGUCACAGGUUGUGUCCUGGGCUCUUCGGGAAAGGUCCUGCCCAAGUGGGGCUGGGAGCAGUUGGAAGUCACAUGCACACCAUACCUAAAGGAAACCCUCAGCUCCAUCUGGAAUGUGGAGGACCAUAUCAAUCCCAAAUUGCCGAACAUCAGCCUGGAAGUGCUGCAGCCCAGUUUCCCUGAGAUAAUGCUGGAGUCCCACAUGGUGAUGAUCCGGGGGAACAAUGGCCUCAAGCCCAAGGACAAUGAGUUCACUUCCAAACCCUGGCACUGGCCUAUCAACUUUCAGGGCCUGCGCUUCUCAGGGGUCAAUGACACCGACUUCCGAGUGUAUCUGCUGGGCAACCCGGUGGUCUGGUGGCUGAACCUGCUGAGCCUCGCCCUCUACAUCCUCUCAGCGAGCGUCUUUGCUGUGGCCAUGCAGAGGGGCGCGCGUCUGCCUGCUGAGGUUGAAGGUCUGUCCCAGGUCCUGCUGCGAGGAGGCGGGCAGCUCCUACUCGGCUGGAUGAUGCAUUACUUCCCCUUCUUCCUGAUGGGCCGGGUUCUCUACUUCCACCACUACUUCCCCGCGAUGCUCUUCUCCAGCAUGCUGACAGGCCUUCUGUGGGACACCCUCCUGCGGCUCUGUGCCUGGAGCCUGGCCUCCUAUCCGCUGGCCGGGUGUGUGCACACGCUGGGCAUCCUGAGCCUGCUCCUGGGAACUGCCUACAGCUUCUACCUCUUCCACCCUCUGGCCUACGGGAUGGUAGGUCCCCUGGCCCAGGACCCCCGAAGUCCGAUGGCGGGGCUCAGGUGGCUGGAAUCGUGGGACUUUUGAGGCCACUGCGAGGACUCCAGCCUGAGACCAGGACCUUCGUGGGGACGGCCAGCUGUGACGCCAGUCCCCGGACCCUCCCAGCCGUGGAGGAAGUGGCCCAAGGAGCCUGUGGACCUCCACUGCCUGCUGGCGCCCCACCCUGGGAGCGCAAACUGCUGGGGAGCACUGUGGCCCUGCUCCUCCGCAGAGGCUCCUCCACUGGGUCUGCUCAGCCACAGACGACUUCCCUCUCAGGCCUGUCCCCCGUGAGCGGCGUGAGGAAGGAUGAGUGUGGGGGUGAGUGUGAGCGUGCGUGUGUCCGUGUGCCUGUGCAGUAUAGACCAUGACUAUGGACAGCGGAGCGUCAUAAACUCUAAGAAAUCGU
Messenger RNA from Cervus elaphus (red deer), 2923 nucleotides. RefSeq names its product protein O-mannosyltransferase 2 (gene POMT2). The transcript has 21 exons. Gene Ontology annotation, molecular function: dolichyl-phosphate-mannose-protein mannosyltransferase activity. Gene Ontology annotation, cellular component: membrane; endoplasmic reticulum. NCBI's taxonomy places the organism in Eukaryota, Metazoa, Chordata, Mammalia, Artiodactyla, Cervidae. The coding region runs from base 88 to 2559 and encodes 823 amino acids. Gene Ontology annotation, biological process: protein O-linked glycosylation via mannose. The record is from RefSeq and is a predicted model, not a curated record.